This is a messenger RNA of Macrobrachium nipponense, 2861 nucleotides long. RefSeq names its product adenylate cyclase, terminal-differentiation specific-like. Bases 484 to 1836 code for a protein of 450 amino acids. The transcript has 7 exons. Lineage: Eukaryota; Metazoa; Arthropoda; Malacostraca; Decapoda; Palaemonidae. The record is from RefSeq and is a predicted model, not a curated record.
UGUCCCUCCAUAACCUUCAAGGAAUGGGCAGUUCCACCAACGAAGCUAUAAGAAUCGCAUUAAUAAACAAAACUCGACUUGCUGUGUGAGAAAGUUGCACUCAAACCCAACAAACGACGACUUUCGUGACGUGAGCCACCCAAAGCAAAUUGGUAUCCUUGAAAAAUGCGAAGCACGCCGCGAUCUAUGUAUCUCAUCACCAUAUCAGUGUUGUUUAUCCCAAUCCCAGGUUCUUCUUGUAGAAAGUGAAACGGACGUCAGAACUCCCAACUUACUGCGCCACAACCCACCGACUUCCUGCCUGGAUUGCCUGGAAGGCGAGUUGCGAAAGUGAAACCCUUGUCGAAGGCAAGAUAGAAACUUGGCGCCGACGGCCUUUGUUUUUUUAGCCCCUCCGUCAUAUUUCCGGAAACGGCUUAGUGGUGAUGGAAAAAGGCUGUAGGCUGCUAUCAUUUCCCACUGAAACCCCUUCUGCAUGGAUGAAUGAUUCACAAUGCUGACAUGACGGUACAUGGUAGCUACUUUAUACCGCAUGAUUGGACAGGAAUGACGAGCACAGAAGAAACCUUGGCCGGGGGAAGUCCGGAGGAGCCGCCCAAGGAAGCCGAAGAAAACGAACUCCAAGAACUUCCUCGGAAGGACCAGACCCAAGCCCAGGGGCAGCAACAGGAGGAACAACAGGAACAACCACAACAGGAGGAACAACCACAAUCGCCAGGGCCAGAACAACCACAGCAACAGGAUCGAGAACAGAAACAACUGGAUCAGGAAAAGCAGCAAAAGGAUCAAGAACAGAAGCAACCGGAUCAGGAACUGAAACAGCAGGAUCAGGAAAAACAGCAACAGGGUCAAGAACAGGAGCAACAGGAUCAGGAAAAGCAGCAACAGGAUCAAGAACAGAAACAACAGGAUCAGGAAAAGCAGAAAGCAGAACAACAGGAUCAGGAACAGAAACAACCGGAUCAGGAAAAGCAGCAACAGGAUCAGGAACAGAAACAACCGGAUCAGGAAAAGCAGCAACAGGAUCAAGAACAGAAACAACCGGAUCAGGAAAAGCAGCAACAGCAAGAACAGAAACAACAGGAUCAGGACAAGAAGCAACCAGAUCAACCAGCAAAACAGCAGGAUCAAGAAAAGAAAAAGGAGCAAGAGAAGAAAAAGACUCCAGAAACGCAACAGCAAGAAAAGAAGCAACAACCACAUCAGGAUCAACAGCAGAAGCAAGAACAGCAGCCACAGCAAAAGGUGCAACAACAACAACAGCAACAGCAGCAGCAGCUUGAGGGUGAAACCAACGUGGCCAAAGCACCACCCAGGAAAAACCGAAAUGGGCCUUUUAUUCCGCCAACCGUUGAAGCCUUGGGAGGCAUAUCACAGAUGGUCGUCAAGAGCAUCCAUUGCAACUCGCAAAAGGGCGGCAAGUACCAGGUCCUGGGCGAGAACAAGAGCGUCCUCUUCCAGGUGAGAAGGGACUGGGAACCGAACGAAUACAAAUGCUUCAAGUUCCUGAAGCGGGUGCCCCUGCUGGCCUGCUGCAACAGGAACACCCAGCCCAUGAAAUUCUUCCUGAGAGAUCUCAUGAUGCAAGACGCCCUCGUCACGGAGGUCAACUUCGAAUCCCAGAUGUGCUGCUUCAACUCUUGGACGGCCGAAGUCACCUUACGCCCGGACAUCAAAAUGGGAUCGAUUACGAACGACGGGUCCUCCUGGAGAAGGCUCGUGCUGACCAACCCGGCGGGAGACAGACUCCUGACGGUGCAGAAGGAGCAGAGGUGCUGCGAUAAGCCAAAUUACACGGUGGGUUCAAUCUCGCAGGAUAAAACUCUUUCGGUAUGACAUUCUUAAAGGACCACAUAUCUGUGAUUUGAUUUGAUUUAUGUAGGUUUUUGGCAUCAUGCCAAGCACUGGGGCAACUAAGGCCAUUCAGCGCUGAAACGGAAAUUGACAGCAAAAGGUUUGAAAGGUGUAACAGGAGGAAAACCUCAAAGCAGUUGCACUAUGAAGCAAUUGUUAGCAGAGGGUGUAAGAUGGAAGAAAGAGAAUAUGAACGGAGGAACAGUGAAAGGAAUGAAAGUAGCUGCAGCUAGGGGCCGAAGGGACGCUGCAAAGAACCUUAAGUAAUGCCUACAUUGCACCGAAUGAGGUGCACUGACGGCACUACCCCCCUACGGGGACCACAUAUGUGAUACAUACGAACGGAAAGCCAUUUACACACAACAUACGCACAACUAUAUAUAUAAUAUUAUGUCUGUGUCAUAAUGUAACUGACAUUUGCAUGAAAGAAUACAACUCAUUUCUCUGGGAAGGUUUUAACUCGAAUGUAAGACUUUCCUGAGUUACGAGCGUUCACUAUUACCAGCAAGACUACAGGAGAACCUCUUUAUUUCUCCUCCACUCAAAUCAGUUCAUUGUUAAUGAUUUCAGACUUGCUCAAGACAUGAAAUUUGACUACCAUUCAACUGCUGGUUUCACUAACAUUCAUAAAUCAGGAGAAGUUAUUCACAAUUAUACAAAGGCAAAAAAUAUAAAUUAAUUUCUAUAAUUAUUAAAAUUAGAAGUAGGAGAACAUCAUUAGUAUUUCCAUAAUGAAGUUUUGAGAAUAUUUCUGUACAUGUUUUAUGUUUGUGUUUAAAUAUCUUUGUGUAAUAUUGAUAGGAUAACGAACAUAAUAGAUUUACACUAUAAGUAUGAACUUGAGAAUUCUUUUUAAUCUAUUAUUAUAUACACAAACAUAUGUGGACACUCACUUCUAUUCUUAAGAGCAUUAUGAACAUACGUUUGCAUAUUUACCAACAAUAAUAAUCGCUUGAUUAAUACAAUAACAUUUAUUUUGGCUGCGGAUUCUCUCCACACAAGAAACA